Messenger RNA from Musa acuminata subsp. malaccensis (wild Malaysian banana), 1897 nucleotides. RefSeq lists its product as uncharacterized. Lineage: Eukaryota; Viridiplantae; Streptophyta; Magnoliopsida; Zingiberales; Musaceae. Gene Ontology annotation, molecular function: protein binding. The record is from RefSeq and is a predicted model, not a curated record.
UUCCUCUGGACGCUCUCGUUUCCCCUUCCGAUUCCCAACGAGCGGUGCGGCUCCCGGGUCCCAUGGCUGAACCCGCCCUGCAGCAAGCGCCGGCCAACGACGGCCCCGCUGCCCCCGCCGUGGAAGCUACCCUCCCCGGCCCGGGUUCCAAGCGGCAGCGCCGCCCCAGCGUCCGCCUCGGCGACAUCGGUGAACAGCCGGCGGCCAUUCCGCACGAACCAUUCGUUCGCCGGAGCAAGCACUGGAAGCACUCCGCCGCUGCUGGGAGAGAUCAUCCCCGCCACCCUCAUGCCUCCAAGGCACGUCCCGUCAUCACUCCCGUCCCCGACGGCUCCAGGGAGUCUCCGGGCUUUUACCAGGCACCGCCGUCUUCCGCCGCGGGCAACGGGGUGCUCCUCCCCGUCGACGAGAACCUCGAGCCUCUUUCCGUCGGGGUAAGGCGGUACCGCGACGCGAAGGCCCGGAGGAGCGGCGCCGGCGGGGCUGCGGGCAGGCGGGCGAGGUCAAGCUGGACAUCCUCCAAGGUCGAUGAGAGCAUCGACGCCACCGCUGCCGACUUGAAAUCGAGCGGCGGGGAGGACGCCGGAGAGGGAGGUUGCAGGGAGUUUGAUGAUCUCCGGGCGGAGGAUUCCGAGAGUCCAUCCGAUAGAAGAGAGGCGGCGGCGGCAUUUAGGGUUAGGGUUCCGGAGACCGAGGAUAUGGGACACGAUGGAGACGCCCCGGAAGGAGAUGCGCCAUCAGAGAACGACGGUGGGGAUUGGAACGAUCAGAAUGGACGGUGUGGAUUGCUCGAGGAUGGAGGAGUUCGAACGUGGCUGAGCCGGCUGGGGUUGGAUCGCUACGCUCCAUUGUUUGAGAUCCAUGAAGUGGACGAUGAGGUGCUUCCUUUGCUCACGAUGGAAGAUUUGAAGGACAUGGGGAUCAACGCCAUUGGGUCGAGGAGGAAGAUGUACUGUGCCAUUCAAAAGCUCAAGAAAGGAUUGCCGCAAGAGUCCUUGCAUGAAGAGUGUGGUUAACUGCAAACAAAGUUGUGGCUUUUUGCUGGGAAGGAUGGAAUUGCUUGCCUGAAAUGCUCUCAGUCCACAAGUUUCACACUUUAUAUUCCUGGCACCAGCAAUGGCUGUCUCUCAUUCCGACUAUUUGUUAUGCAUUGCGUUCUUCCAUAUCAGAGUGCAGCAAAAAGGAGUUUGUAUUUAGUAGCUCUCAUCACCCAUUCAAACCAUUACAACCAGAUUACAUUUACAUGUCAAUUCUUGCUGUAUUUCUUUGUUCCAGGUUUAAAUGAAGAAAGUAAAGUUCAAGUCAGUGGAAAGAAUUGAUGCGACACUGCUGAUGAAGAAAUAUUGCAGCAGGAACUGGAAUUUGUCAGAUAGCAGCAAUUCAGCAAAGGAGAAAGAAAAGGAAUUAAUUAUACUUCUUGAUGUCAUCUGUCUUUGGCUGUUCCUGAAUGGAUUAGAAUGAGAAAGAAUAGAAGUCGAUGCACUAGGAUUGCUCCUCUGCGACCUGGAAGAUCAGACCUCGAGUCAAUGGGAUGAGGUUCAUCGGCGUGGAGGUUCGUGCACUUGGCCAUCCUUUUUUCCUCUCCUGUAGUGCAAUGUCAUGAGAUGGUUGAUGCUCGGUGUGUCAGGGAGUAUCAUCGGAGCUACGCCACCGGAGAACCAUAUGUUAUCUCUAACAUACUCCAAUGUCCACAAGGGAAGCAUCACCUGAUCUCUGCAUGUGAUCUCCACCUGGUUCAAGUUUUAUCAUCAAUGUUUGUUAUGUGUGUCCAAUUGAAGAGAGCUACAGAAUCUGUUUGCAACUCUAUGAAUAGAGCAUCAAUAGCAUAAUGAUUUGAGAUUAGAGAAAUAUUCUUCAAAUCAUUCUUAAUUACUAGAAUAUUUUCUAUUUCCCUUUA